This is a messenger RNA of Marmota monax (woodchuck), 8385 nucleotides long. RefSeq names its product ATPase 13A4 (gene Atp13a4). The transcript is spliced from 30 exons. Gene Ontology annotation, molecular function: P-type ion transporter activity; ATPase-coupled monoatomic cation transmembrane transporter activity; ATP hydrolysis activity. Gene Ontology annotation, cellular component: late endosome membrane. Gene Ontology annotation, biological process: polyamine transmembrane transport; intracellular calcium ion homeostasis. Lineage: Eukaryota; Metazoa; Chordata; Mammalia; Rodentia; Sciuridae. The coding region runs from base 357 to 3956 and encodes 1199 amino acids. The record is from RefSeq and is a predicted model, not a curated record.
GAUUUGCAGUCAGAUGUCUGAUGCUGGCAGGCACUGGGCAGGCAAUGAGUUCUUUCCCUGUAAGUUGGGCACAAAAAGAUCGGCAUGGGAGCAGACUCCUUUGAGACAGCUGCUUUGAGAGAAUGCAGUCAGCAAGGAGCAGCCAGAAAUUCCUCCUUGCAGAGGGUGACUCGUGGGAGGAGUUCAGUCUACUAAGUAUUGUCAUUUGCUGAGAGAAGGUGUGUGCUCCAGAAGGAGUUUUAACCUGGAGGAUCAUUAACUCUUUCAGUCAGUUGGGGCGCGGCGGUGGCUCUGCGAGUUCGUCCUGGAAGCGUGUGCCCAGGAGGGUCAGGGAGGAGGAGUGGAAUCACUUGUUCAUGGGGGACCACUUUGAGAAGGGCCAGCAUGCUUUGCUCAAUGAAGGAGAAGAGAAUGAGAUGGAAAUAUUUGGCUAUCGGACUCAAAGCUGCAGGAAAGUCCUCUGCCUGGCUGGAUCCAUCGUCUCAUUUGGAAUCCUCCCCUUGGUGUUUUAUUGGAGACCGGCUUGGCAUGUCUGGGCAAGCUGUGUCCCGUGUUCCUUGCAAGAAGCAGACAUUGUGCUACUGAGGACAACAGAUGAAUUCCAAACUUACUCUUCGAAAAAGGUAGUGUGGAUCCACCUGUCAACAUUAAGCAGCACAUUUGGUCUUACCCCUGAUCACCCUCUCAUUACAGAUGAGGAGUUUAUCAUAAAUAGAGCCAUCAGAAAGCCAGACCUAAAGGUGAGAUGCAUAAAGGUGCAGAAAAUGAGAUACGUUUGGAAUAACUUAGAAGGACAGUUCCAAAAAGUUGGCUCGUUGGAAGACUGGCUCAGUUCUGCCAAGAUACAUCUAAAAUUUGGAUCAGGUCUAACAAGAGAAGAACAGGAGAUUAGGAGGCUAAUAUGUGGGCCUAAUACUAUUGAUGUUGAAAUCACACCUAUUUGGAAACUGCUCAUCAAGGAGGUUCUCAAUCCAUUUUACAUAUUUCAACUCUUCAGUGUCUGUCUGUGGUUUAGUGAAGACUAUAAAGAAUAUGCUGUUGCCAUCAUAAUCAUGUCCAUCAUUUCCAUAGCUCUGACAGUGUAUGACCUCAGAGAGCAAUCUGUAAAACUCCACCAUCUAGUUGAAUCACAUAAUAGCAUUACAGUCUCUGUGUGUGGGAAAAAUGCUGGAGUCCAAGAGCUGGAAUCACGCUUCCUGGUACCUGGAGAUUUAUUAAUUUUGACAGGGAACAAGGUGCAAAUGCCAUGUGAUGCCAUUCUGAUUGAUGGCAGCUGUGUGGUAGAUGAAGGCAUGCUGACAGGAGAAAGUAUCCCGGUCACCAAAACUCCAUUGCUCAAGACAGACAGCUUGGUGCCCUGGAAAUUGCAAAGUGAAGCAGAUUACAAACGGCACAUCCUCUUCUGUGGAACAGAGGUCAUCCAGGCCAAAGCAGCGUGCUCGACUUCAGGGACUGUGAGAGCAGUGGUGCUGCAGACUGGAUUCAACACUGCAAAGGGGGACCUCGUGAGAUCCAUUCUUUACCCCAAGCCAAUGAAUUUUAAGCUCUACAGGGAUGCCAUCAGAUUUCUACUGUGCCUUGUAGGGACGGCCACUAUUGGCAUGAUCUAUACUCUGUGUGUCUAUGUGCUCAGUGGGGAGUCUCCUGAGGAGGUGGUCAAGAAAGCCCUUGACGUGGUCACCAUCGCAGUCCCUCCUGCCUUGCCUGCUGCCCUGACCACGGGCAUUAUCUAUGCCCAGAGGAGGCUGAAGAAGAGAGGUAUUUUCUGCAUUAGCCCGCAGAGGAUCAAUGUGUGUGGACAGUUGAACCUUGUCUGCUUUGACAAGACAGGCACCUUAACAAGGGAUGGCUUGGAUCUCUGGGGAGUGGUACCCUGUGAUAGGAAUGGCUUCCAGGAAGUCCACAGCUUUGCCUCGGGCAAGGCUUUGCCAUGGGGACCUCUGUGUGCAGCCAUGGCCAGCUGCCACUCUCUGAUCCUUCUCAAUGGGACCAUCCAGGGAGACCCUCUGGACCUCAAAAUGUUUGAGGCCACCACCUGGGAAAUGGCUGUUUCUGGGGAUGAUUUCCACAUCAAGGGAGUGCCGGCAUAUGCCAUGGUAGUUAAGCCCUGCAAAACAGCCAGCCAGGUCCCAGUGGAAGGAAUUGCAAUUCUCCAUCAGUUCCCCUUCUCAUCAGCACUGCAGAGGAUGACAGUCAUUGUCCAAGAGAUGGGAGGUGACCGACUGGCGUUCAUGAAAGGUGCACCAGAGAGGGUGGCAGGCUUUUGCCAACCUGAGACAGUCCCAACUAGUUUUGUUAGUGAACUUCAGAUUUACACGACACAGGGGUUCCGGGUCAUAGCACUGGCCUACAAGAAGCUGGAAACUGACCACCACACAACCUCCUUGACAAGGGAGAAGGUAGAAUCAGACUUGAUAUUUCUGGGAUUACUGAUCUUGGAGAACAGAUUGAAGGAAGAGACAAAACCUGUCUUGGAAGAGCUCAUCUCAGCCCGGAUAAGGACGGUAAUGAUCACAGGCGACAAUCUUCAGACUGCAGUAACAGUGGCCAGAAAGUCUGGGAUGGUUUCUGAAAGCCAAAAAGUCAUUCUCAUCGAGGCAAAUGAGACCACUGGGUCCUCGUCAGCAUCGAUAUCUUGGAAAUUAGUAGAAGAGAAGAAACAUGUUUCAUAUGGGAAUCAGGACAAUUACAUUAACAUCAGGGAAGAAGUCUCUGAUAAUGGCAGAGAAGGAAGUUAUCAUUUUGCCCUAAGUGGAAAAUCCUUCCAUGUCAUAACUCAACAUUUCAGCAGCCUACUGCCAAAGAUACUGAUCAAUGGGACCAUCUUUGCAAGAAUGUCUCCUGGGCAGAAAUCCAGUCUGGUGGAAGAAUUUCAGAAACUGGAUUAUUUUGUAGGUAUGUGCGGAGAUGGAGCCAAUGACUGCGGGGCCUUGAAAAUGGCUCAUGUGGGCAUCUCUCUGUCAGAGCAGGAGGCAUCUGUGGCCUCACCUUUCACUUCCAAGACUCCAAACAUUGAGUGCGUCCCUCACCUUAUCAAGGAAGGACGAGCAGCUCUUGUGACCUCGUUUUGCAUGUUUAAGUACAUGGCUCUGUACAGCAUGAUUCAGUAUGUUGGUGUUCUCCUGCUCUACUGGGAGACAAACAGCCUGUCAAACUACCAGUUUCUAUUCCAGGAUUUGGCCAUUACAACUCUGAUUGGUGUAACAAUGAAUCUGAACGGUGCUUACCCCAAGCUGGUGCCCUUCAGACCUGCGGGACGGCUGAUCUCCCCACCUCUGCUGCUUUCUGUCAUUCUCAACAUUCUUCUCAGCCUGGCCAUGCAUAUUGUUGGCUUCAUCCUGGUUCAGAAACAGCCUUGGUAUUCUAUGGAAUUGCACAGUGCCUGCACAGCACAAAAUCAAAGCAUCUCAAAGUUAAACAUUUCUCCAACUGUUCCUGAAAAAGUUGGAAGUAAUAGUGCCUUUACAAGUUUUGAGAACACUACUAUAUGGUUCUUGGGAACAAUCAACUGUAUCAUUGUGGCUUUUAUAUUCUCUAAAGGAAAACCAUUCAGGCAGCCCACCUAUACAAACUAUAUAUUUGUCCUUGUGCUGAUUAUACAGCUGUGCGUGUGUAUAUUCAUUCUAUUUGCUGAUAUUCCAGAAUUGUAUAGAAGUUUGGAUCUGCUCUGCACGCCUGUCCUGUGGAGGGUCUACAUCCUCAUCAUGCUCAGCUCCAAUUUUUUUGUGUCUCUUAUUGUGGAGGAGGCCAUUAUUGAAAACCGAGCUCUGUGGAUGGCAAUCAAAAAAUGUGUUGGCUAUCAAUCAAAAAGUCAGUAUCGAAUAUGGCAGAGGAACUUGGCGAAUGAUUCCAGCUGGCCCCCGCUAAACCAGAUCUCCUACUCUGAUAUGCCUGGGCGUGGCAGGGGGGUGUCCUACAGCAAUCCUGUGUUUGAAAGCAAUGAGGAACAGCUCUGAAGGGAAUGUGAUAGCCAAGUGAUAUCACAGAGAAACAAUGACAAAGUGACCUGUCUCAGUGAUGUUAAAGCAGAGGGACUCUUAUAAUAUCAACUGGAGUUUGGGGGAUACCAAAAUCAAUAUCAAAUUAUGGUGACAAAUUAAAGUCUGUCUGAGAAAGUACUUUCUACAGAGAAGAACACCACCCCCUAGAAGAGUACAUUCCUCUUGGCUUUUGAAAGUAUUGGAGGCACCCGGUGGACCAUGGAUGGGCCAAGGAUUGAAGUUGGUCAAGAGAUUGGCAAGCCGAGGAAAACACAGAAUCUUUCUUCUUAGGAUAAGUCUUUCUUUUUUUCCUUUUGUAAAAAAAUGAGUUGAAGGGAAGUCAUACUAUGUAUAGUUAUAGAGUCGUAACAAGCUACAGUUCAGUUCUGAACUUUUACUUCAUUGAUGGAAAAACUAAUCUAUGGGAAUCAUCAUGGCAGUCUUGACUCUCUGAUUUCCUUUCCUGUGCAGUAAUUUUCAGGUUUGAAGCUUCUCCCUCUGCUUCUGGGUUUCCCCUACAUAUUGUUCAGGAUAAGUUCAGCCGACGCUCCAAUAACAACCCCCACAUCUCAGUGCCUUCAUAUGCUGGAGCUUCUUUCUUACUCCAGGUGACUCUAGGACAGCUGCACUGACAGUGCCGACUGAUGACCUGAUGGAUCCCCCUGGGCUCCAUGCUUCUGGUGGCAGGGGAAGGAAGAUACUGGAGACCACAUGGGGUGCUUCACAGUCUCAUCUCAAAGUCUAUUCUGCUCUCGUUUCACUAGCCAGGGAUUUGGCCACAGAGCUGGAAAGUGUGGUCUCUUGUGUCUGGGGACUUCAUAGUUCUGUGAGUGUGUGCGUGCGUGCGUGUGUGUGUGUGUGUGUGUGUGUUUCUGGGGAUUGAACCCAGAGCUUCAUGCACUCUAAACAAGCACUCUACCAUGGAGUUACACCUCCAGCCCUUAGGGGGUCUUCAUAGACAUGUGGCCUGUGCCCACACAGGUUCCCCUGCUUCCAAGGGCCUCGUGCUUGGUUUAAUGCUCUGCUGCUUCUAUGGUAUAACUUUUUAAACAAAGUUGCCUCAUUUUCAUUUUUGCACUGGGCCCCACAAAUGAUGUAGCUCUCUGACUCACAUUCUAGGGGAAGCAAGGAAAGUAGCAUCUCAAAGAGCCUGAGUAUUAUACACUGAACUCUUCUUCUCCCAACCCUGUGAAUGUCUCUGUUUUAGGAACUCCUAAUCUCAUGUGCUCAACUCCAAGAGUUUCCACUUUUCUGCUUCUUAUUUUUGAGAAAUUUUAGUCUCGUGCAUUUUGCAAAAUAUAUAUCAUCAUUAUAGAAGUCACCUCAUAACCUUUGCAUUUUCUAAGUUUAAGCCUUCAGUUUCUAGAAAACAACAAAAAAUUCUCUUAUUUUAUCACUAUUACAACUUGUUCAUAUUGUAUUAAUUCAGCAUAGAAAACACCCAGUUUUCUGUUAAGUCACUAGAUGAUAUUGAAUUCUAGGAGAACAUUCACAUACAGUAUUUCAAAGCAAAAGUAAAAUUUCAUCAUGAACAUGAAAUCCUAAAUGAGUGCUUUGAGCAGGACAUGAGUGUUCUGGUCCUGGUAGGCUUUGCUAUCUAUGAACAGCACCUGCCAGUGUCCCUUUCCCCAGCUGAGCUCUUGAGGAUAGUUGGUAGCUCUGGGACUGUGACUACAGCUGCUUCUGGGAAAAUCAGUGUCUCAUAGCCAUGAGGGUACCGGUGCUUCUGCUGCUGAUUUUAAAGUAGGGUAUGAGGAGGUCCAUGUCCCAAGGCUGCAUAAUCAUUGUCUCCUUUGGUACAGAAGGAAAUGUUUCCAUCUGCAAAGACAGCCUCACCACUGAUAUGGUGGCUCAAAACUCUUUUUUCUAAAACAGAUAGAUUUUUUUUCAUUUUCCAAAAGUAGACAGUUAUAGCAGGGGCAUAGAGGUAGCUCACAACCUCGUCAUGACUAAGAACAGUGUGCACAGUUAGUACUUUAAAAAUCCCCUCACCAAGUGCUUUCCCUCUACUAACUCAUUGGAAUUGCACAAUUCUCCAGUGACUACACAAGGAAGGGCUUAUCUUUCCCAGAUGAGAAAAUGGAGAUUUAGGUUGGUAAGAGCAGACCCAGACCUCAAACACAAAUCUUCUGAGCAAGUUUUAUAUUGCUCCCAAAUAGUUCCUAAUUAGAAAGUUCUAGUAGGGCAUGUUUUCAGAGUGAUCUCACAGUUAAGCAAAGAAUGGAUUUCUUAUUUGCCAGGUGGAAGGAGGUUACCCUUUGCUAAUAACAGGGCCUCUGUUCAAAUGAAUGCAGGCAUCCUGCCAGGCCUGGGACAAAGGUGUGCUAAAAACAAAACAAAACCAAAAAAAAAAAAAAAAAAAGAGUAUCUGUUUGUCUUUCUGAGGCUGUGAGUUGCUCUUGCCUUGGUCCUCAUGUAUUCCAAUCUCAGAAACUGUCAAUGGCUGGCAGGAAGCAGGGGUAGAGGACUCUUGUCCCGCACUAGCCACCAACCCUAAAUCUUUGCCAAAGGGAUUCUUCUUAAAGACCGCCUUCUUGGGACCAACUGCAUCUUAGAAGCAGUAAGUGAUACUGGCUGAGCGCGGAAGGAGCUGGGGAACCGCGAGAGCAGCACUCAGAUACUUGAUAGAUGGUCACGGAAAAGAAGGUGCUUGAGCCCGCAGAACAGGGAUGAGGGGCAAAGAGCAGGUGGAAGGACCCACAGCUAAUGUGAAGACCCCAGCCCCAGCAGCCAGCUCUGAGGGAAGUGAAAACUGGGGAGCACAGGCUGUGUACCCGGUAAUAUAGCAGGUAUUAGUGGCUGGUCCAAGACCAAUUAGAGAAGGGAGUCAAGUAUCAGAUGGAACUUGAUUACCUGCAAAACCCCUUCCCCACUUGGGACACCCAGUGUCUGAGUCUUACACCAUGAUGUGAAUCAUUUACUACAACUGUCCACACAGAAUAUCACAUGGAUACACUUGGCAGAUGGGCUGGUGUGGACAUACCAAUUUGACAGCUCUUUGCCUUGGAUGGGAACUUCUAAUGGGGAUAAGAGCCUAGAAAAGAGGCAGAGUGAGGGCUCCUCACUGCCUAAUCAACAGCUCCAGGAAUAUUUUCGCUGUGUGUAUUUUCUUGAAAAGAGGUAUGGGAAAACUUUGAGUAAAUGAUCCUGGGAGAGGGCCCCAAAUGUGAGUAUAGAGUUACCUGCCCCAAUACACUUUCCUGAGCAAGAUUCGGAGAAGAAAAGGACAUCAUCAGUGAUUCAGAUAAUCAGAGGGGUCUCCCAUGUGUUCAUUCCAAGGUAUCCAAUGCUUGUCUGACGAGAAGCACCCUGGCUUGUGCUCUCCCCACUCCACAUGCGAAAAUCCGAGAGUGGAAAUAUGUCUUGUCCUCAGUGUUCUCAUGUGCUCACAGAAAUGUGCAUGUACAGUAGCCGAUGUGGUGAUGGGAAAGUGAUUAUUUAUUCAGAAACUUGUAUUUAGUUUAUUCGAUAAUAAAUUAUUCUGUACAAAAGAGAUAAGUAAAUCUACAAUCCUAUUGUCCUAAAACUUCUUUCUGUCUCUGUCUCUGUUUCUGCCUCUCUCUCUCUCCAGGGAAGUCUUUCAUUCUGGCUAACACAAUCUGGAUGUUCUCUUCCAGCAAUGUGACUCAAAGUCACAUCUUCACAAAGUUCCAGGCACUUCCUCACUCCACGCAAGCUGUUAUUCCUGCAUUAUUCACAGGGCUUUACAGUUUGCAGAAUGUUUCCAUACUUUUUCUCUCAUUUAGGCUUUAUAGCAAUCUUGGAAGGAAAGCCAGGCAAGAUCUGCUCUCCCCCUACUUCUAAUGAGAUUCCAGAUUCUCCAAGAGGCUCAGUAAUGGCCAAGGACAUGCAGCUAGUUGCAGAGGAGCUGAAUGCAGACGCGGGUCCUCUAUCAGCAAAUUCCCUGCUGUGUCAUUCUUUAAUGUUGUUUUCUUCGAAAUGAAAAGUUUGUAGCAUUGAAAAACACGCUGGCAGCAAGGCGACUAUCCAAUGCAAUUGCCACCAUGAGUAUAAUUUCCUUCAGAAAGAGAUUUUAGUUUCUCAUAGAAGUUCUCCUGAACCUGACCGUCAAUCUCAGGAAAGGUCACCUCCCACGACUGAGAGUGUAACAUCAUAAAACCAGUGCCCUGUGAGCCUGCUCCACGUGAUCAGAUGAAGCUCCCUUUCUGAUUGCAGCCUCCUGAAGCAGAAGCCUAAAGCCUGCUGGAAAGGCAUUCAGCCCCUGCUUUGCACAGGAUGGUAUAGAUUCGUCUUUUGGCUUUGAACUAUGUUCAUUUCUGUAUGCAUAAUUAAUUUAAAAGCUGCUGCCACAUAGCAUUCUGUCUGCCCUUUGGUUUCUAUUAGAUUUGUUAAAAAGACCUUCUAAAGUUGACCAAUAAAAUGUUUUGUUUUGUUUUUUCCAAAA